GGAGAUAGCCCACAAUGGCUGAAAAUGGUGAUACUGAAAAAAUAGCUGCCCUGAAAGCCAAAAUCUGUCAUCAGAUUGAGUAUUAUUUUGGUGACUUCAAUUUGCCUCUGGACAAAUUUUUAAAGGAACAGAUCAAACUAGACGAAGGCUGGGUGCCUUUGGAGAUAAUGAUAAAAUUCAACAGGUUAAAUCGUCUAACAACAGAUUUUAAUGUAAUAGUUGAAGCAUUGAACAAAUCUAAGGCAGAACAAAUGGAAAUAAGUGAAGACAAAACUAAAAUUCAAAGAUCUCCAAACAAAUCCCUCCCUGAAUUAACUGAUGAAUGUAAAAGUGAUGUAAAAAACAGAUCUGUUUACAUUAAAGGUUUCCCAACUGAUGCAACCCUUGAUCACAUAAAAGAAUGAUUAGAAAAUAAAGGUCAAGUACUAAAUAUUCAAAUGAGAACACUGCAUAAAGCAUUUAAGGGAUCAAUAUUUGCUGUGUUUCAUUGCAUUGACUCUGCCAAGAAAUUUGUUGAGAUCCCUGGCCAGAAAUACAAAGAUACAGACCUGCUAAUUCUUUUCAAGGAAGAUUACUUUGCAAAAAAAAUGAAGAAAGAAAGCAAAAUAAAGUCGAAGACAAAUUAUGAGCUAAACAAGAGCAAAAAGAAAAACAAAAGUUAGCAGAAAAUGCUGAGAUGAAAU
Molecule: messenger RNA, 683 nt
Organism: Sorex fumeus (smoky shrew)
Lineage: Eukaryota; Metazoa; Chordata; Mammalia; Eulipotyphla; Soricidae
Product: lupus La protein-like
Exons: 1
Coding region: 15-404 (129 amino acids)
Biological process (GO): positive regulation of translation; RNA processing
Cellular component (GO): nucleus; cytoplasmic stress granule; cytosol
Molecular function (GO): RNA binding
Source: RefSeq, a predicted model, not a curated record